UUGAGGUUAUGUUGAUAUUUGGUUGAUAUAAACAAAAAAGCAAUAUUUGUUAAGAGAUUUGUGAAAGAACAGUAGAUAAAUGUUUUGCGUUUAAUAGUUAUAAGAGUAGGGAAAAUGCCGACAGUAAUAUUAAUCGAUGUAUCACUGUCUAUGUCGAGACCGGUGCCUACACCAGAUACCUCAGAGAGUCAUACUCGUUUAACAAUUGCUGCGGCGGCUAUAAACACAUUUCUAGAUUAUUUAAGUGCCCAUGCAAAGCUAGAGUAUGUCGCCCUUGUAUCAUUCUCGUCGGUAUAUGAAGUGGCUGUGCCUUUCACACGGGACUUCGAUAAUAUUCGCAACAAGCUGCCACUGUUAGAAGAAGGUGACAAAACAUGCAUCGAGACAGCACUGGCUGGAGUGAACCAGCUCAUCCUCACUGAGUGGGGCUACCAGACUCCCAUGCAGAUCAUUCUAGUGACUGAUGGCAGUAGUGGAGUAGGUGCCAUAGGAAGAAACCGUAUCAUACAGGCACUGCCGCUCCCCACUUCGUUUCCUCUCAAGAUCCAUGUACUACCAAUAGUGUCUCCACAUGACCCCUGCUUACAACAAGCUAUGCCUCUUUAUCAGAAGAUUGUAGAGCUUGCUAGCAGCAGUAACAAUAACGGAUCGAACGGCAACAUGUCGCGCGGCGCCAUCUACUGUCCAGACCAGCUCACUGUUCCCGCUGCGAUAGCAGCAAUGACGAAGCUAUGCGAGCAGCAGUACCAAGAGUUCUGGUGUUCGCUGAAGUGCGGGCAGCUGGAGGCGCGCGUACAGUUGUUCCCUGCGCCGCAGCCCGCUGUACACGAGGGGCUCGGCGCAACCUACACCAUCACGCACCAGCUACACGUCAUCGGCUUUCUCAGCCAGCAGGAACUGGGAACACCAAUAGCAAUAAGUAAGCAUCUUGUGAUACCUCAAGCUCAAGCUGGGUCCAAUCCUGGAAGAGAAAAUUACGGAUCCAAAACACCAACCAAGGAAGGAUCUAGUACUGACAGUUCGACAACUGAAGAGGACAUGUCGGACCCCAGCAAGAUACCCAACAUCUGUGUCUUGCUUCAUGGGGCACUUAAGGUGGAGGGCAUGUCGGCGGUGGUGGCGGUGGGCGCGGACUGGUGGGGCACGCUGUCGGCGUGGUGCGAGGCGUCCCGCGCGCGCCGCUCGUGCCUGCUGCUGAGCGUGCUGCGGCCCGGCGCCGCCGCCGCGCCCUCGCUCGGCCCGCUCGACCAGCUCGGGCCCGCUGACGACGGGGCCACACCGUCGGAGUCGUUCCCGGUGCGCACGCAGGUGUCGUACGGCGCGGGCGCGGGCGGCGCGGGCUGCGCCUGGGCGCGGCCGCACGCGCUGCUGGCUGACGUGCAGAAGGUACUGCGACACGCCAGGAAACUGCCCGACAAGACGCAACAUCUGUACAAGGAGCUGAACCGGCUCCGGCGCGCGGCCAUCUCGCUGGGGUUCUCGGAGCUGCUGUCGUGCGUGGGCGGCGCGCUGGAGCGCGAGUGCGCGGCGCUGGCGGGCGCGGCGCCGCCCGAGGCCGCGCUGCAGCUGGCGCACGCCGCCGCCGCGCUGCGGGACCCGCGCACCGCGCUCGACGUCAAGCACACGCUCACGCCGCUGCCCGCCACCUACAACGCCGCCGCCAUGCCGCACUAGAUUGUACCGCUGGUUGGAUACCCGAUCCUUUACUGGCACAACGCUACAUUUUAAAUAGCUCACAAUUCCUACAUACCGUCGAUAUUUAUUAAAUGCGAAAUAGCUAUAUUUCUUAUUCUGAUUGUUAUAAACAUUGUCAAAUUAAUGUUCCGGGGCUGUGUUUCAAGUAUUUGUUGCGUUUUGAACCUGAAAUAUUAACAGCCGAGUAGUCGGCUGUCUUACCGACUAGUCGGGGCAUGUCUACUUCAAAAACAUUUUUGUCAAUGACAAUAACAAAAUUGCUGAUGUUAUGAAUAUGUACUUAGUCUCAUAUAUUUCCAACUUCAGAAAUAGUAUUUUCCUAUAAAGUAGUACCUAGACAAUUUGCGGACUAGUCGGCUUUCAGAGACCGACUAAUCGCCUAGUCGAUCGAAACCGUAGUCGGGACAUCUCUAAUUCAAAACAAUAAUAUAACAUUUUAAGCAUGUACCAACUUAGACUUUUGUGGUCAAACGCAAGCCUUUUUAUAAUAAAAAAAUAAAAUAUACGAAGAUUUGUAGUCUACAGCCUCUACACGUGACUUUAUAGCAUGCAUCAAAGAAAGACAUAUACUGGGUUUCUUUUUUAUUUUUCAAUUUGUCGAGACAUGGAACUGACAAGGAAUGUAAGUUGUGCAACUAAAGUAUUCAGCUCGCGAUAUAUCACUCGUGCGAAUCGAUUUGAGAUGUCGCGCUCACUGCGCGUUAGUCAUGUACACAGUACAACAUACGUGUUUAUCGAGGUGAGGACCAGAUGCAAUAACCUGAGAACCGGGAAGAAUUGCAUUGCAUUCCAGCCAUGUCUCAAAUUGACUCGCACGAUUAUAAUAUAGUAGGUAUGGGCGCGGUUGUUUAGCGCUAAGUGACAAUAGUGGACAACUUGUGACAAAUUACCACAAGAUAAUAAUUAUGCCAAUUCGAAAUUUCAAAAUAUAAUUUGACUGUGCUGUAUAUUAGGAAACUGCAUGUGAGCAGCCACUGAUGCGCUAAGUUAGAUUUCUAUACAUUCGGAUAAAUAAAUGUACCUUUGUUCUCCCAAUAAAGCACUCUACUGUACCUAAAGUUUGAGUGUUGCUGUAAGUUUUAUUAUAAAUGUAUUAAAGUUAUUAUACGUUACUUUUAGAUAAUUUUAAUAUAUCCUUAUUUAAGUAUAUUUUGUAAAUAAGUACGAAAAUAAAAUAAUUUUUAUACCUAGUA
Messenger RNA from Pectinophora gossypiella (pink bollworm), 2888 nucleotides. It is a transcript of the gene IntS14, whose product is annotated as integrator complex subunit 14. Gene Ontology annotation, cellular component: integrator complex. The record is from RefSeq and is a predicted model, not a curated record. Gene Ontology annotation, biological process: snRNA 3'-end processing. The transcript has 10 exons. NCBI's taxonomy places the organism in Eukaryota, Metazoa, Arthropoda, Insecta, Lepidoptera, Gelechiidae. The coding region runs from base 115 to 1674 and encodes 519 amino acids.